This is a messenger RNA of Symbiodinium natans, 1434 nucleotides long. NCBI's taxonomy places the organism in Eukaryota, Dinophyceae, Suessiales, Symbiodiniaceae. The record is from the annotation of a GenBank genome assembly.
AUGAAUGGGCCCUGCAGGGACUCGCCCCCAGACAUCGUUUCCUUCACCGUGGCGAUCCAGGCGUGCCAGGAGGGUGCGCAGUGGAAUGGGCCCCUGGAGCUGUUGGAGGAAGAUGUGGCACGUCGUGCUGUUGUGAUGGUGAGCGUCGGGGGGGCAUGGGAAUGUUGGACACCCAAGGAGUGCAUGCGGCACAGGCGUAUUUGGCCGGAUGUCAUGAGCUUCAACUUGGCUCUCCGAGCCAGUGCUCAGCGCUGGCAGUGUGCUCGGCAACUGCUCUCAGGGGCGCAUCUUGGGAUCCGGCCCAACCUCCUCAGCUUUGAUAGCCUUCUGAGCCCAGAACUUGGGUGGAACGCCACGCUGGUUCUGCUGGGUCAGCUGGCCUCCCUGAACCUGGAGCCUAACACAGCGCAUGGGCUGCAGGUAACCUUGAACGCGGCGCUGGCCUCCCAGGCCGAGGCAGGCCGGUGGCAGCAGUGCCAGCUACUCUUCGAUCACCUUCCAGGUGCCGGAACAGGCAUCCGGCCCGACCUGAUUAGCUUCAACUCCGCCAUGAAGGCUUCGAAGGCAUGCCAAGGUCGCUGGUGCUGGUCCUCUGACCUGCUCCAGCGCAUGCAGCUGGCAGGUUCAAUGCCGGAUAGCAUCAGUCUUACGUCUUCGAUCGCUGCAAAGGGCAGGGGCAUGCAGUGGCGGCUUGCGCUGCAAGGUCUUUACGCCCGGUCCGGUCGCACCAUCCGUCAGAACGUUAUCAUCUGUACUGCUGCUGUGGGCGCUUGCCACGCUGCAGAUGAGUGGCUUGCAGCUUUGGCCGUGUUGGGCACCAUGGUGCUUUCCGCCGUGGAGCACGACGCCAUGUCACAGAAUUGGGAGACCCAUGCAUACGCAGGUGCCAGCCAGUGGGCACAGGCUCUGCUUCCUCACGCGCUUGGCGCAACGCAGAAUGAGUUUGGCUCACAUCUCACACUCGCCCUUGCAGAAAGUGGCCACCAGUGGCAGCUGGCACUACAAAUGCUGCGGGGCAGCAGGCAGACCUCGUUGAAGCCGACCGCUUGUGACGUCAGCUCCGCUAUGACUGCUGCUACCGCCUGUGCCCGGUGGCCGCACGCCCUCAACCUCUUCACCUCUUCCCGCCUGGUCCUGGAAAGCCAAGGUGGCAGAGAUUUGGCCCUCCACAACGCUGCCGCCUGGCUGAGCAUCAGCUUGAACAUGAGCGUGAUUCAGGGCAUCUACCUUGCGGGCUUUGGGAUGAGCGCCGCCUGCAUCCAGUAUUGGAACUUCGGCGGGCGUGAGGUGCUACUUACCCUCUUCUGCGUGGUGUUCGGCGUCAUGUCUGUAAGUUCCAUCGUCCAGUACAUCCGAGACUCUGCCUCGGGACACCAUGCUGCAACGGAGGUCUUCGGAUUCAUCGACAAGGUCCCCAAGAUCGAUGCCACGUAG